AUACUCCCUUUAUUGGAUUUAGUUAUUGCAAUUUGAUUCUUUUUGAUAAAAUUUGAUUAAAUAAUUUUAUAUAUGUUAGAUCCCUUCGGAUGAGUGGCUCCUGUGCAUUAAACCUCUGUGGAAUUGCAUGUGGAAGGCUCGAUCUCUUCUAUAGUCUUGGAUAUGGGGGACCAUGGGAUGUGGCAGCUAGUAUUGUGAUUGUUAAAGAAGCUGGAGGCCUUGUGUAUGAUCCAUCUGGAAAAAAUUUCGACAUCACAUCUCCAAGAAUUGCAGCUUCAAACCCUUUCCUGAAGGACGCAUUUGUCGAGGCAUUGGAGCUAUCAGACUGAGGAAGUACCUAUAGUUUAUGAACAUCAGAAAAAUUGCCUAUUAUUUUCUCAUACCUAUUGUUCUUAUCAGGAACAUUACAUGAUGCCUUCUUUGUUACAUUAUGAUGGAUUACUUUAGUACCUAUUUUAAUAGACAUUUGGCCUUGAGUUGUCCCCUUGUUAAGGUUUUUUCAAAUUUUGGGAGUUGAUUUGCUGGAAUUUGAUUGCAUUUAUAUUGGAAUUUGAUUAAGAAAUUAUCCUUACAAUCAGAAUAAACCUCCCGACAUUGUUAGCAUACUUGUUGCCAAUAGAAGCAAGCUUCUACGUUUGUUUGCUGAUUUCAAGACCGAUAAAGAGGAUGAGCAGUUCGAGGCAG
Molecule: messenger RNA, 684 nt
Organism: Rubroshorea leprosula
Lineage: Eukaryota; Viridiplantae; Streptophyta; Magnoliopsida; Malvales; Dipterocarpaceae
Source: the annotation of a GenBank genome assembly